This is a messenger RNA of Paramuricea clavata, 725 nucleotides long. Lineage: Eukaryota; Metazoa; Cnidaria; Anthozoa; Malacalcyonacea; Plexauridae. The record is from the annotation of a GenBank genome assembly.
AUGGUUAUUGGAUGGUUUAUUGAGUAUGUUAAAAUGUUACAAAAAGGUACGUACAAUAAGUUGCAUAUUGUUCUUUGCAGUAAGCAUUAUAAUGAUGUAGAAAUUAGAAUCACAACAAAGAACAUUGUCAUUGAAGAAGAUCAACAGGCCAAAUGGCCAAUCAGUUUAAGGGCUUUUAAUAGUAGUCAGCUUUAGGCGCCGCAAAUAUAUUUUCGGCAGCCUCGAGUGUUAGAAUGACAGUUGCAUGAUUGUUACUAUUGUGGCGUAUUUAUUGGAAUUUAACUGGCGUGUCAUGCAGCCAUAUUCAUGCUGUUCACGUGCCAACUGUGAGUUUAAUUUCACCUUUUGAAAACGGUGCAAAAACAGGGAAUGUUUUCCACCCUAAACGUAUUAAUGCGGAUUGGAAUGCAAGGUAAUGUGUUGUACAAACUUGGAAUAUAUAAUUGUGUUUUUACAUGCGUGUAGAUGAAAAUGAUGCUGUCACUGAUGACACUGCCACUGGCGAGGGAAGUGAGUUACAAAGUGCACCUUCUUUAAAAGAAUUGGUUCUGUUUAUCUUUGGCCAACCUGUUCUGCACAUGGAAAUAAAAGUGAAAUUCAUGAAUGGUUACUUUCCUGACCCUGAUUCGUGCUUUGGUAGAGUAAGCCUUCCUUUGAUGCACACGAACUAUGAACAUUUUUGUAAAGCAAUGAACGUAGCAAUUGAUUCUCAGCAUGUACUCUAG